AUGGCGGCUCCUGCUCUCUCCGGUCGGGCUGGCUCCGCGGGCAGCCUCGGGAACAGCCCCACCAUGGCCUCCGGUCGGCUCCCGCACGGCGGCGGUGUCGGGCCCGAGCUGGACUUCAGGUCAGCGGCCCGCAUGGAGGACCUGAACCGACUCAUCCAGGAGUUCAGCAAGCACGAUCAGCGGGAGUACGACGACCAGCGGGCUCUGGAGAUCCACACGGCGAAGGACUUCAUCUUCUCCAUGCUCGGGAUGGUCCAGAAGUUGGACCAGAAGCUUCCCGUGGCCAACGAGUACCUCCUCCUGUCGGGAGGCGUCUGGGAGGGAGUGGUGGACAUGGACCUGGACGAGCUGAGCGUCUAUGCACGCGGCACGGACUACGACAUGGACUUCACCCUGCUGGUGCCGGCGCUUAAGCUCCACGACCGCAACCAGCCAGUGACCCUGGACAUGAGGCACUCGGCCCUGGGCCACUCCUGGCUCAGCCUGCGGCUGUUCGACGAGGGAACUAUUAACAAGUGGAAGGACUGCUGCACCAUCGUGGACCACAUCAGUGGGACCACCAACUACUUCUUCUCUCCAACGCUGGUGGCUGACUGGUUCUACCAGUCUAUAUCCCUGGUGCUUCUGGAGGUGCAGAAGAAGCCGCAGAGGGGGAUGCCGCGAGUAGAGAAGGUGGAGCGGAACGGCACCAUCAUCUCCGUCAUCCUGGGCGUCGGCAGCAGCCGCAUGCUCUACGACAUCGUCCCCGUGGUGUCGUUCAAAGGCUGGCCUGCGGUUGCCCAGAGCUGGCUGAUGGAGAACCACUUCUGGGACGGCAAGAUCACCGAGGAGGAGGUGAUCAGUGGCUUCUACCUCGUCCCUGCCUGCUCCUUCAAAGGGCGCAAGGAGAACGAGUGGCGCCUGUCGUUCGCCCGCAGCGAGGUGCAGCUGAAGAAGUGCAUCUCGCCCAGCCUGAUGCAGGCGUACCAGGCCUGCAAGGCCGUCAUCAUCAAGCUGCUGUCUCGCCCCAAAGCCAUCAGCCCCUACCACCUGCGCAGCAUCAUGCUGUGGGCCUGCGACCGCCUGCCCCACGGCUACCUGGCGCAGGACGACUUCUCGGCCCACUUCCUGCUGGGCCUGAUCGACGACCUUCAGCACUGCCUCGUCAACAAGAUGUGUCCCAACUACUUCAUCCCCCAGUGCAACAUGCUGGAGCACCUGUCGGACGAGACGGCCAUGCUGCACGCCCGCAAGCUGUCGUCGGUGCGCUCCGACCCGGCCGAGCACCUGCGCACCACCAUCGAGCACGCCAAGGCCGCCAACAGGCUGACGGUGGAAGUGCAGUGGCGCGGCAGCUCCAGCAACCUGCCGUCCCCUCAGUCCGACGCCAGCGGGGACCACCAGCCGGACGACCGGCUGGCCAAGAAGCUGCAGCAGCUCGUCACCGAGAAUCCUGGGAAAUCCAUCUCCGUCUUCAUCAACCCGGACGACGUCACGCGGCCGCACUUCCGCAUCGACGACAAGUUCUUCUGAGACGAGAAGCGUCCUCCCACACCUCCUCCGCGCUCUGCCUUCCUCCUCCUCGCCCGGCGCCCGGCCUCCUCUAAAACUUUAUUUUUUACAUUUUUUUUAUUUCUCUGCCACAGAGUGAAGUGAGGUGAUCGUUUAGUGUCUGCUGCAAUUUUUUAAUUUUUAUUUUUCUAUUCACCUCUCCCUCUUUCCUCCUCUUUCACUGUGUGCCCUGUGUUUUUACCUGCUGAAUGCCUUUUAAACAGACAGCUGAAGAGCAGCAGAUUGUUUUUAAGUGAAGAUGGAGCUUCAUGCUCCUUUUGUUUCUCUAGUGUCAUGUGAUUCAGGGAUCCUGGAGAUGAGAUGAAACCACCAACUCCUGAAACCAUCACAAAGUCACUUUUGACUCAUUGCUUUAGGAUCUAAAGUACAGAAUUUACAAUAAGCUGGUAUUUAUCAAUCUGCUCAUGUUCCUGUGUGGCGUAAACAAAGUGACACUUGAAAACCUGUAAAAUAUAAUGGAAUUAUCCUUAAUGCAAGAGGCCCCAGACACUGGCGGACAUUUGUCCCAAUUACUAAUUAACCAGUAGAAAAUACAAGAUUACUUUCCCGAACAAAGUAAUUUCUCAGAUCAGGCUUUGAUUUUUAAUUAUCCCAAAAUCAGUGUCCUACUAUUAUAAUGCAAUUACUUUCUCUCAGUAAUUUGUCAUUUGUUAACUUAAUCUAAUACAUGUAAAUGGGCCAAUCCACGGUCAUGAGACGUUUCCUCAUAUAUUACUAACUGAUCUUAUACUGAUGCUAAAUCGUAUCUAGAGAAAUAGUUUUUGAUCACCUCACCCAUGAAUAUUAGCAUGUUGUUCAGGUUCUCAUGGUGAAGACCUUGCUGACUCGUAACGAGGCAGGUUUAGGAAGGUUCUGGCCACUCGUUUUGUCCGAUGCUGUAUCUGUGGGAUACGUUUGUAGAAUUUCAUGAAGUUGAUAAACUUGAACUUAUCUUUUUAUCUUGGUUAAUCACAUCUCACGCAACAUUACUAUUAUUGUCGAUGUUAUGAUUGUACACAUUCAUAUUCAGGAGUUGGGGAUGCCCAAUGGUGCGCAGAGACAUCUCAGGCCCAGGAGUAAAGCUAAAGAUUUGUGAAGGUGGAUUUUGUCCUUUGAGGAAUGUCUUAGUCCCGUUAGGGGUGAUGGUACUAACGUCUUAGAAAGUAUAUGUAAAUAGAAGGAGCUGGACAGAACAUUGAGGAAGACAAUGUUUGGACUACUUUUCAUCUAAUUUUGCACAGAAUGUAAAAACACUUUUCCUGUUGAUGGUGUUCAUCCUGAUUCUGAAAUGUACCAUAUCAGUAGAUCAGUGACACUUUACUGAACAAUGGUCGUAUGCACGUUUGAACUAUUAACCAGUAGAAUGGAACCGAGUCCACAUUGGUACUGCACUAACACCUAAUGUGACUGUGUGGGAACUUUGCCGUAACGUCUAUAAAAUGACGUUAGGAAUCAGGCAUUUGGAACUUCGACUCCUUUACUGAACGUCUACAAAGCAGCGUUUCGUUACAUUCUCUGGGCAAACUCAGCCGCCUUUGCUCACUUUCCCUUGAUUUUCUACUACUUUCGUCUGCAUUAACCACCACUGCCAUCUACUGUCUUCUUAAGUAACUGCGCCUAAAAACAGAAUAAACACUUCCAAAUUCCUAAUAUUUAAACUACCACAAACUCCACAUUCCUUCAACAUUAAUUAAUGCAACAGUUGACUUAAAGCUACAGCAGCGUCUUCCUGAAGCAGGAUUCAUUGAUGCUGAUCUGAAGUCUGUCUGAAACCUGAUUGCUCAGACUCCGUCUUGUUGAUCAUUGUCAGUGUAUUUACUUCUGUGGAAAUGACUUCUCACAAGCCUGGAGCUAAAGAAGAAACUAAAGUAGAUGGUGCAGCAGUGGAAUGACUGACAGAUCGUUGAGAGCAGAGCCAUUGUCCUCUGGUUAAUCUGCGUUACGACCAUCAUCAGGCAGGUGUCACAGGAUGUUCUUUUAGUCAUGACGUCACUGACAUCUCUUACUUAUUUCUGUCACUCAGCCGUGCUCGUGUUUCCGCUUCACCGUCUUUCUGUGUCUUUGCCUUUUACUGACAGAUGUUAUGUCCAUGGCUGCGUUUUGAGGGUUCAGCUCAGCUUUUGCUCAAUCAGCUCAGGAUCCUUUCAGAUCAUUCCUCACUUUUGAUUGUAGCUGCAGUUGGAUUUUUUUGAAUUAUUGAAUUAUUUUCUACUCAGUAACAACACAAGGUGUAACCAUACUGUUUUAAUCGUAUGGCAUGUAUUUAGAUGUGUGACACUUGAUGGGGCCCAGCUCUGAUUGCUAGGGGAAAAAGGGGGUCAUUAGAAAACAUAACCCAGAGGACAGGCUGAAGAUCAAACCCAGACAUGCUACAGUUCAGUCAAAUGGCAUCUGGGCAUGCUGGGAGCUGUAGUCCGCCCCAAGCUGGUUCUACUGAAGGGGGGCCAGUUGGUCCCAGUUGUUGUUGUGUCAUCAGAUUCAUAAACAUUUCUAGACAAAAUGCCAAAAAAGAAAAUCUGCAGACGUGACUGGCAGUGUGUCCAUAUCCUCACCCUCAAGUGCAAUUAGUGACACUACACACAGACACACACACGCACACAGACCCCACGUAGCAUCAAGUCACUAGAAGAUGAACCGGGUCUCACCACAGGCCCAAACUGACCACUGGACCCGGCACCCGUCCACCGAGUCCUCAAACUCACACGCUCACUCAAAGUGCCACACUCCUGCUCGGUGGAAAUGUAUUUGGUGUGUUGUUCUUUGGAGCUUUGUGACCUUUGACCUUACUCCUCUGUUUGUUCAGAACCUUCUGACUGUGACUUUUUGAUUUCUGGUUUCUUGCUGCUCUGUUUUACUUUGAUGCUGAAUUUCUUUAUGCAACGUGGAUUUGAUGGGUAACGUUCAGACGGCAGCUCCUGCCUGUCUCUCGCUGUCAACCCGUAUUUUUUCAGUCGCUUCUUUUCAGCGAGUACAGGUUUGAGGUCAAAUACUGAUCCCAGUUUUAUCUAAAGAAUAUACAGAUGGAUGUUUUGUAAUGGACAAAACUUUCCUUCUAACAGAGAAAAAUAUACUUUAGACUUUUUAAUAGUUUAUAUUACUUAAAUUUGAUUCACUCCUUGCUGAAAGUUCAUUGAAGUGCCAGUGCACUGCUUCACUGUUGACUCUGUCCUUUAAAUAGAAACGUGGUCGCUGCUGGUUUCUUGCUGCACACAAUGUCCAAGGCCUCUGGGAAACCGGUGUCACAGCACAAGAUGAACCUGAGCAAAAGUUUAUUACCUGUGCUCUGUACACGGGGAUCAAUUCCGUCUCACCUGUUCAUGACACCUCCUGCCUUUAGUGUCAUGUCUGAUCUGUUUUAGUGAUGGGAGCUGUCACCUGAACGGACGCAAUGACUUUACCCGAUCCCUGAUGUGUACUACUGUAAAUACACCUGAUAAAAUGACUCCAACCCAC
Molecule: messenger RNA, 4983 nt
Organism: Betta splendens (Siamese fighting fish)
Lineage: Eukaryota; Metazoa; Chordata; Actinopteri; Anabantiformes; Osphronemidae
Product: nucleotidyltransferase MB21D2
Exons: 2
Coding region: 1-1512 (503 amino acids)
Source: RefSeq, a predicted model, not a curated record